AUGCAGACUGACCUGCAUGGGUCAAAAGACCCUGCAGGAAUAUUUGAACUGGUGCAAGUUGUUGGAAAUGGGACAUAUGGACAAGUCUAUAAGGGUCGCCAUGUUAAGACUGGGCAGCUGGCAGCAAUCAAAGUGAUGAAUGUUACUGAGAAUGAAGAGGAGGAAAUCAAGCUGGAGAUAAAUAUGUUAAAAAAGUACUCCCAUCACCGGAAUAUUGCUACAUAUUAUGGGGCUUUUGUAAAGAAAAGUCCUGCAGGCCAGGAUGAUCAGCUCUGGCUGGUGAUGGAGUACUGCGGUGCGGGCUCUGUCACUGACUUGGUAAAGAAGACAAAAGGGAACUGUUUCAAGGAAGACUGGAUUGCUUACAUCUGCAGAGAGGUUCUCAGGGGAUUGGCUCAUCUUCAUGCUCAUCAUGUCAUCCAUCGAGAUAUUAAAGGACAGAAUGUUCUUCUUACAGAAAAUGCAGAAGUAAAAUUGGUGGAUUUUGGUGUAAGUGCUCAGCUGGACAGGACUAUUGGGAGAAGAAACACAUUUAUUGGCACCCCAUAUUGGAUGGCACCCGAGGUCAUUGCAUGUGAGGAGAACCCAGACUCUACAUAUGAUUACAGAAGUGACCUGUGGUCUCUGGGAAUCACUGCUAUUGAAAUGGCUGAAGGAGCACCUCCCCUGUGUGACAUGCAUCCCAUGAGAGCACUCUUCCUCAUCCCAAGGAACCCACCUCCAAAGUUGAAAUCCAGAAAAUGGUCAAAGAAGUUCCUAAAUUUUGUUGAAAGCUGCCUUGUAAAGCAUUAUUUGCAUCGCCCAUCCACGGAGACCCUGCUGAAGCAUUCCUUCAUCCGAGACAUGCAGAACGAGCGGCAAGUGCGCAUCAUGCUGAAGGAUCACCUGGACAGGACAAGGAAGAAAAAAGGAGAAAAGGAAGAAACAGACUAUGAUUACAGUGGAAGUGAGGAGGAAGAUGAUGAGCUGAAUGAAGAUGAAGGAGAACCAAGCUCCAUCGUUAAUCUCCCAGGGGAGUCAACUCUCCGCCGUGAAUUUCUGAGGCUGCAGCAGGAGAACAAAACCCGUUCGGACCCUCAUCGGCAGCAGCAGCAGCUGAAGGACCAGGAGAAGUACAAGAAACAGCUGCUGGCAGAGCGGCAGAAGCGCAUCGAGCAGCAGAAGGAGCAGAGGAGGAGGCUGGAGGAUCACCAGAAGAGAGAGCAGGAGCUACGAAGGCAACAGGAGUGUGAGCAGAGGUGGCCAGAGGCAAAGGUCAGUCAGAGGAAAGAGGAAAGGGGUAAAGAAGACAAAAGGGCUGUGGAAGAUGAAUACUUCAUAGUAGAUGGACAGAGGAAAUUAGAGAAGAAGCAGAAGAUGGAAGAUGUGCAGCACAACAGGAAGAUGCACCGAACUCUCCCCAAAGAUCAGACACAGCUGCUGUCUCUCCAGCAUGAUCACAGGCAGAAGAAGAAGGAGCCUUCCAAGACUUCAAAUGCAGGAGUGCAUCCUCCAUCAAGCAGCACAAGCAAAGAGGCCGAGGACCAAAGAGGAGCAAAGAAGAGUGACAGCAUCCAUCCCUCCCUGCAGUGGCCAGUGGCGCUGGGACACGAGGCCUCCCCACAGCCCAGGAUGGGAUCCGGGAGCAGCUCCAGCCCCUGCACCCCCGCACCACAGAGAGCCCUGGUAGUGCAGUGCGACAGUUUCCGGGCUAGUAAGGAUGUGUACCACAGCAGCUCUCUGUCAGACAUGGUGACAGCACCGCUCAGCCCCGGCCAGGACGACGUGUUCUGGAGCGUGAGCCACAGCAAAGAGCAGCCCCCAAAGGUGGGUAAAACCCAGGGUGUUUGGCACUCUUGGGGAUUGAUUGCACUGUGCUGUGUAGUAUCCACCCUCUGCACUUCAUGAAACUGAAAAUCUCAUUGCUUUUAUAUGAACUGGGUCACACUAAUCUAGAAAAAGGGAUGCAAAUUUGCAGGCAGGUUGGUGUUGUGGCUUUGUGUCUAUGUCGUGGUUUGACACUGGCCAUAAGCCAGGCACCCAUGAAAGCCAAUCUCUCACCUUCUUUUGCUCUUAGCUGGGCAGAGGAGAGGGGGAAGAAAAUUAAUGAACGAUCACGAGUUGAGAUGAGGACUGGGAGAAAAACAUUCUAAGGGCAAAACAGGUUCAAAUUUAAAGGUAUAAAGUAAAUUUAUU
Molecule: messenger RNA, 2175 nt
Organism: Cyanistes caeruleus (blue tit)
Lineage: Eukaryota; Metazoa; Chordata; Aves; Passeriformes; Paridae
Source: RefSeq, a predicted model, not a curated record